This is a messenger RNA of Closterium sp. Naga37s-1, 1044 nucleotides long. The record is from the annotation of a GenBank genome assembly. Lineage: Eukaryota; Viridiplantae; Streptophyta; Zygnematophyceae; Desmidiales; Closteriaceae.
AUGUCUGUUUUUACAUCUAACCCUAGAAACGGUGGCAAUGUUGCCUCCUCACUCCUCCAUGCCCCUCACUCUCAUCCCUCCCGUGACUCGCCCCUCACCCCAUUCCCCAUUUCGCCCACCCCUCGUCCCUUUCGCAUUCAUCCUUAUUCCUCCUGCGCUGAUCCUUUUUUCUCCCUGCUCACCUCUCAAUCCACCACCGUUCAUCCCUCUCUGCACUUAUCUGUCAUUCCCCUUGUUCCCUUAAUUCCCCCCCGUGCUCUCCCGUCAUACCCCCUGCGCUCACCCUUAUUCUCCUUGUGUUUAUCCCUCAUUCCCUCUGCGUUCCCUCAUUUCCCCUGCAGCUCUCACCCCUUGUUCCCCCUGUAUUCAUCCCUCAUUCCCCCUGUGCUCACCCUUCCCCCUUCCCGCAUCCUUCCCUUCUGCACUCAUCCCUUCCCUAUUCCCGCACCCUUUCCCCUUCGCCUAUCAUUCACCCUGCCUUACCCUCAUCCCCCCUGCGCUCAUCCUUCAUCAUCCCCCCUGCGCUCAUCCUUCUUCCCACCUGCGUCCAUCCCUCAUCCCCCCUGCGCCCAUCCCUCAUCCCCCCUGCGUCCACCCCCCAUCCCCCCUGAGCCCAUCCCUCAUCCCCCCUGCGCCCAUCCCUCAUCCCGCCUGCACUCAUCCCUCAUCGCCCCUGUACUUAUCCCCUUCCCCCUGUGUUCAUCCCUCAUCUCAUCCCCUCCCUCCUGCGCUCAUCCCCUUCCUCCUGUGUUCAUCCCUCAUCCCCCCUGUGCUCCUCACCAAGCCUUUCCCCUGCACUCAUUCCUUAUUUGCCUUGUGCUCAUUCCUCAUUCUCUCUGUGUUCAUCCCUCCUUCCCUUUGCUCUCAUCCCAUUCUCCUGCACUUGGCCUCAUCUCAUCGACAACUUCACGACUGCCAGGGCAAGAGAACAGGGGGGAGGGAGUGAUCAUUCAAGUCAAGCAGUCAACAGUGGCGCCUCCUCCACGUCCUUGUGUGCUUUCUUCCUCCAAAAGAAUAUGGGUAGUCGCGGCCGCGAGGCAAUAG